This is a messenger RNA of Esox lucius (northern pike), 2755 nucleotides long. RefSeq names its product 5-hydroxytryptamine receptor 4. Gene Ontology annotation, biological process: regulation of appetite; adenylate cyclase-activating adrenergic receptor signaling pathway; chemical synaptic transmission. Gene Ontology annotation, cellular component: plasma membrane. NCBI's taxonomy places the organism in Eukaryota, Metazoa, Chordata, Actinopteri, Esociformes, Esocidae. The transcript has 8 exons. Bases 422 to 1711 code for a protein of 429 amino acids. The record is from RefSeq and is a predicted model, not a curated record. Gene Ontology annotation, molecular function: G protein-coupled serotonin receptor activity.
AUUUUUAAAACAAUGUGGCGUAGCGGCUGAGAUGCGGGUUCCUAAUAUAGGCCUACUGCAUGUAUGUCACUACAGAAACCACAUGGUGGCAGGCUGGUCAACAAUUCCUCUCAUCCGGCAGAAGCUGGGUUUAGAAUCAACCACACCACUCUCCAAUUUAGUUCCUUUGCAAACUGACCGCGGCCCACUUAUCUAUUCUGCUGCACACCGCCUCGCGCACCAUGGCAUCUCACUUACCCGCACCUACUGCACUCAAUGGUCAUUGCCUGGCUUGUUUCAUCUGUGACAAGAUACCGAUGGAAUAUGAGAGUCCAUAACAACCCUGCUGAUUGUAACCAAAAACCAAGGCGCCGAGCCCACAGGGCCAAAGCGUCUGGUGUGGAGGACUCUGCUCUGGCGACCUCCAUGCAGAUGAACAGUGAUGGCCACAGACUCCCACCCACCUGAACGGUCAGUCAAUGAAGUGGUCAACGCGGAGCAUGUGCUGAACUCACUGGAGAGGGUCAUCCUCACAGUCUUUCUUGCCAUCAUCAUCAUCAUGACUGUUCUAGGAAAUCUGCUGGUGAUGGUGGCGCUCUGCAAGGACAGAAAUCUUCGAAAAAAGAAGACCAACUACUUCAUAGUGUCACUGGCGUUCGCUGACCUCAUGGUUGCCGUGGUUGUCAUGCCAUUUGCUGCCAUUGAGCUGACCACAGGUCAGUGGUGGUAUGGGGAGAUCUUCUGUCUGGUUCGGACCUCGCUGGAUGUUCUCCUGACCACUGCAUCUAUCUUACACUUAUGCUGCAUAGCACUGGACAGGUACUAUGCAAUCUGCUGCCAGCCACUGGUCUAUAGGAAUAAGAUGACUCCCAUCCGAGUCGCCCUAAUGCUUGGAGGAUGCUGGGUCAUCCCCUCCUUCAUCUCAUUCCUUCCCAUCAUGCAAAGCUGGCAUGCCAUCGGCAUAGAGGACAUUAUCGAGGCAAGGAAGGUCAGCGGAGGCAGCAACGAGACCAGCUGCGUGUUCGUAGUGAACCGUCCCUACGCCCUCAUCUGCUCCGCCGUGGCCUUCUACGUCCCCCUGGCUCUCAUGGUCCUGGCCUACCAGCGCAUCUACGUCACCGCCAUGAGCCACGCUCGGCAGAUCGGCAAGCUGCAGCGGGCGGGCUCGGCGCCCUACUCGGCGCCCCCCCACCACUACCUCAGCUCCGAGCACCAGGGCUCCAGCCGCAUGCGCAUCGAGACCAAGGCGGCCAAGACGCUGGCCGUCAUCAUGGGCUGCUUCUGUCUCUGCUGGGCCCCAUUCUUCAUCACCAACGUGGUGGAUCCCUUCAUCCGCUACAGCGUGCCGUGGCAGAUGUGGACCGCAUGGCUGUGGCUCGGCUAUAUCAACUCUGGCCUCAACCCCUUUCUCUACGCCUUCCUGAACCGGGCCUUCAGGCGGGCCUUCCUGAUGAUACUGUGUUGCGGUGACGACAGAUACAUGCAUCAGGGGAGUUACGGACCGAGCAGACCCUACUCCGGUUCUGUCAACGGGACCUCCAUGGCACUCAGGAAUGUGUGUUAUGAGGUCCCUUUGUCGACCCUGCAGGAAGUGAUGAAACAUAACUGCAGUGGACAAGUCCAGUGUCACAGGAUGUCACUCUCCUUCCUUCCCAAUCGAAGCUACAGUGACAACAGCAGGAGGAUUUUAUCCAAUGAGCUUGAAUCUCAGGACUCCAUGGCUGGACUAUAGCCCAGAGACUCCAUGGCUAGACUAUAGCCCAGAGACUCCAGCCCAGAGACUCCAUGGCUAGACAAUAGCCCACAGACUCCAUGGCUGGACUAUAACCCAGAGACUCCAGCCCAGAGACUCCAUGGCUGGACUAUAGCCCAGAGACUCCAUGGCUGGACUAUAGCCCAGAGACUCCAUGGCUGGACAAUAGCCUAGAGAGAUGACGUUAACCUGCUUAUGUUUCACAAGUGAAAUAUUGUCACCACAAUAAGAUUCUGAACUGAUGGACUUGAGAGGACUGCAGUCAGAUUAUUGAAUUACCAGAUCCUGGUUUAUGGAAUUUACUGCAAAAAAAAUAAAUAAAAGUUACAGGAAGAGGUCAAAAGCCAGUUCAGAGUGCCUGUGGAUAGACUUCAGCAUGUUGCCAAGAGGUGCUUGUUGGUGAUUAACCCUGUAAGUCCCAAGGAUGCGCCGGCGUAUCCUGGGCUUUAAACCCCUUUUAAACAUUGUGCGUUUAUGUUACAAUUUCUGGGGGUUGUACCAAUGGAUUUACCUACAAAUAGUCAGUAUGCUAAAGCUGGAGCUUUUUGUAAAAUAAUUGUGGCUUUAGAUGGGCCAGAUCUUUCAUGACAAAAAUGUUUGUUGAGUCAGAAUGGUUUGAGUUGUAAACUAUUGAAAGUCAUUAAAUGUUGGGAGUCUUACGAACAUGUAAAAACAUUUCUUUGAUGCUUCCAAGCCACGUGUAGAUAGAAUGUAAGGAUAUUUUACAUGGGUGAAAAAUUAUUACCAUACUUGUUUUUGUCAGGUUGUUUCUUUAUUUUGUAUGUGUAACAUUUGCCCUGAAAUAAAAUAAUAAGACAAAAUGGUGGCGUAUUAACACGCAGCCCAAUUUUAUUUUCACAAAUUGCAAUUUUAUCCCAAUCAGAUCAGCAUAGAAUAAAUUUUGAUGUUCAAACAACUGAUGUGAUUGGUUUCAAGACACUUUGUAAAUGCACUGGUUAAAUGCUGUACAAGUGCAGAUCAAGCAGAUAAACUAAAAUUGUUAUUGUGUAUCUUGAAAUGGUA